ACAGGUGGAUUGUGGGAAGUCACAGGUGGAUUGUGGGAAAUUAAAGGUAAAAAGUUACAGGUGGAUUAUGGGACGUGACAAAAGUUUAUUCUAACUUUUAAAUGCAGUCUACGAUUCUGACCUAAAAACUGUGCUCCCUGCCAGACGCCAUGUUCCCGGUCGACUCUCCAGAUGUGAAGGACACUGACCUGACAUCAGCUUCUGAACACUUCCUCUCUUCUCUGGAGUCCAGACCUUCUCACAACGACUGGUUUGAGUUGUCACCGACGUCAAAGGUGGAGAUAACCUGGAGCAACGUGAGGCGGCUGCGGCUGUUUGAGGAGGACGGACCGGACGCUUCGCUGCCGGCGCUUCACCCCCCCGAUGAUCCAACACAAGUUGUGGCUUUGUACCUGCGUGAGAAGUGGUGGCGUGUGGAGGACAUUCUACGGACGUCCAGUAAAUCCAGAUGUGGUUUGUUGCUGGUGCAGUCGCUCAUGGAGAGGCUGGUGGUGUUCCUGCUGAGUCAGGUAGUGGAGAGGUCUUCCCAGGAGGGGGCGCUGUUCUCCCUGCAUCCCCGCACCGAGAGCUGCAAACUGCUGUGGACGGACAGUCAGGCCGUCGGCUUCUACUCCGUCAAACACAAAGGCAGCCUGUGCGACGGCCGCAGCGCUCGCUGUUACCUGCUGCCCGUCCUGGACACGGUGCUGGUGAGGAGGAGCUGCAGGAGGAGAGGCGCUGCUCUUCAGAUGCUUCAGGACUUCUGCUCCUCCUUCGCCACGGAGGAGUUCCUGGGACUCAGCGCUCCGCUGUCCCUCAGCAUGGCGGCAGUGUGUAGGAAGUUCCUGCUUCAGCACGAGGAACACCGGGAGCGUCUGUACGAGGUGGAGGCGCCGGGCGGCUGGGCUCAACGCCGAAACAUCUGGCUCAACAUCCAGCUCGGACGCUACGCCCUCAGUGCAGAUGAUGUUUAAAUCUGUUGUGUUUAGAUGUGUUUAAGGAUUUCAUCCUCAUGCUACAAGACUCAAAACACUUCCUGGAUUCCAGUGUGUUCUGUGCUUAUCUACAUUUAAUUCAAAACACAUAUUUAAUGUUGAGAGGAGCUGCCAGAGGAUUCUGUAUUCUCAAUAUCAUGAAUCUGAACACUGGCA
Molecule: messenger RNA, 1130 nt
Organism: Limanda limanda (common dab)
Lineage: Eukaryota; Metazoa; Chordata; Actinopteri; Pleuronectiformes; Pleuronectidae
Gene: fam169b
Product: family with sequence similarity 169 member B
Exons: 7
Coding region: 150-953 (267 amino acids)
Source: RefSeq, a predicted model, not a curated record